AUCUUUGUUGUAUCUUGUAUUGAAAUUGUGUUAUUUUAAGAUUUCUCUACAUUUUAUCUUCUGUUUUAAUGUAUUUAUAGCUGUAAAAUGGCCAUGAGUUUUGGUUCUAAUUUUACACGAGCCGAUAUCAGAUCAUUGUGUCGGACAUGCCUCUCCAAAGACUGUGGACUACAUUCCAUUUACGAUGUUUCAAUCUGGUCGACCAGCCUGGAAGACAUUCUCACGACUAUUACUGGAAUUCGGCACUGGGUUUAUUGGGAUUAUGGUUUGGAUUACUGAUUCUGAUUUAUUCGAUUCUUUGCCCGUGCAUAUGGUUCACCGACUCCCAGCCUAUAUCACCCCCUGAGAGUGAAACGGAGGAUAAUGAUGUGAUCCAGCCAAACGAUAACAUGCCACAAUCUAUUUGCGAUGUUUGUAAGGAGAAGGCAGAAAAUGCUUAUGAUUUUAAGAGGAAAUCGCAGGAAUCUGAUGCUGCCCUCCAAAACCUUGUUAAGAGUAACGAAGACUCAUUUGCAUGUGACGUGAAACCCAACCUUAAGAUGAAAGUGAAAGAAGAAGCAUUAGAUGAUCCAGAAGCCGCUUACGAUGACAUGGACUUUUCAACCUUGGGACAUGACGAUGAUGAUGACGAUAAUGAUGAAGCCACCAAGGAGUCACGUUUAGACCCAAUUAAAAAGGAAGAACCGAUGGAUACCAUAUGCAAUAUUCCUCUGCAGUGCGAUAUUUGUACGAAGUUUUUUAAAUCCGAAAAAGCUUUGAAGGACCACCUGAGUAUAUGUCUAAGAGUGGAAUGCAAGACGGCCGAGGCGUCGUACUGCCCCAUCUGCGGGGUUUGCUACACCAGCGCCCGGGUGCUGACGCGGCACAUGCACGCCAGCCACGCCGGCCUGGUGGGGCCGAGGCGGCGCGGGCGGCCCAGCAAACCCUCCGUCACUGAUUCUAUACUGGACGAUCUCACCAAAAAAGGUCUCUUUGUAAAAAUACUGAAGCCUUUUGGUUGUCUAUUUUGCGAUGAAAAGUUCAAAUUAAAAGAAGACGUAGCAGCCCAUUUAAAAGAUCACAAAGAUACCAAAGUAUUUAAAUGCACGGGAUGCAAGAGAAUGUAUUUAAAGUUAACAGAUUUCGAAGAACACUCAUGCAUUGAAGAUGAUAAGAAUGAGGAAACGAAGCCACUCGUUGAAUUAAUAAAGAUGAAGGAAUCUACAGAUGACGCGGAGGUGAAGCCGAAAGUACUCGAGGAAGUUCCCCUGCACACUCUAGUGAACGCCAAGUGUGCACCUGGAACCCUGCUACUGCCAACUCCAUGUGAGCAUUGUAAAGAGGUGCUGUUCUCUGAUGACGACCUGCAAGCGCACGUAGACAACUGCCAUCCGCACAAGUCCAAGAAGUGUACCAUCUGCAAUAAGCAAUUCUGCUCACUGAAGACGGCGGCUAAACACCGGUUGAACUGCAAGCCCGUGGAGCGGUCCUACUCGUGCCCUACCUGCGGAGAUAAAUUCGCAUACGAGAUCACCCUCAACAAACACAUAUUAAAAACACACAAAGGCCAAAGUAUCAAGGUCAUGUUCAUAGACACCAAUACGAAACUGGAACUGAACUACGAGUGUGAUACGUGUCAGAGAGUAUUCCACAAUAAACAGUCGUUGAUAAAGCACACGAAAUUGCACAUGCCGCAUUUGGAGAAGUCGUAUGAGUGCGACGUUUGUCAGAAGAGAUUCAGCAGGAAAGAUAACAUGAAGUCGCACCGCCGAGUACACUCGCCGCGCCGCGUGGUGAAGACCAACACGUGUCUGUGUCUGUACUGCGGCCGCUCGUUCAACAACUCGUCCAACCUGAUCGUGCACAUGCGCCGCCACACCGGCGAGAAGCCGUACAAGUGUGACUUCUGCGGGAAAGGGUUCCCCAGAUCGUCUGACCUGCAGUGCCACCGACGUUCUCAUACCGGAGAGAAACCAUGCGUGUGCAAAGUUUGCAACAAAGCGUUCUCUCGCAGCAACAAGCUGUCCCGUCACAUGCGCAUCCACACCGGCGUGAAGCCGUACAAGUGCACUUACUGCGAGAAAGCAUUCUCCCAGAGCAACGACUUGACGUUGCACGUGCGACGUCACACGGGCGACAAGCCGUACAUCUGUGACGUGUGCGGCGACCGGUUCAUUCAGGGCACGGCGCUGGCGAGUCACCGCCGCGCUCACGGGCACUUCCCGAACAGUUCCCUAGCACCGGACCCCGCCUCCGCGCCCGCGCCCUUCGCCCCCGCGCCCCCCGCCACCGCCGACCAUCUGCAGAUCAUCAACGUCACUAGUGACAAGCUACUGCGAUAGAUGGCGUUGUUAGUUGUAACGGCUCUCACGUGAGUAUUCUAAACUGUUUGUAAUUUGUGUAAAGAGCUCCUUUUUGGGUGGAUAUACAUUUUAGUGUCACUCUGUGAAAUUAUUAUAUUUAGAGAUACACGGUUGUGUUAUGAGUUUGUCAUAUGGAGGGUGGUAAAUACGCGUUAUGUAAACAAAUAAGUGCCCGUUGAAUAAGUACAAAGGAAAUGUUGAAAAUGUUAACGGCUGAAAUUUUUGACGAUAAGUAGCUGUUAUUCGUGUAUGUCUGGGUUCUAUCUUGUGCGGGUAAUAAGUCAUGGUACAUAUAUAUUAUUAGGUAGGUAUAUCAGUUGUAUUAUGUUAGAAGUGAAACAUGAAAUAUUGAGUAUUUCUUCAAGAUUACUAAAUGAUAUCUUGUAAAGACAUAUUUAUAAUGAAUGUAUAAGUAAUACAUAUUUUUUUAUUCCAAAAACCUGAUUUUUUAAUAUGGUUGUUUUAUUACGAUAUCGCUUGGUUUUAAAAGGAAAAUAAAUGAAAUUGCCAGCACAGAUUUUUAUCUAUCGCCUAAGUUUUAAUUUGACUU
Messenger RNA from Plutella xylostella (diamondback moth), 2892 nucleotides. The record is from RefSeq and is a predicted model, not a curated record. Lineage: Eukaryota; Metazoa; Arthropoda; Insecta; Lepidoptera; Plutellidae.